This is a messenger RNA of Xyrauchen texanus (razorback sucker), 4753 nucleotides long. Its product is annotated as protein kinase C epsilon type-like. NCBI's taxonomy places the organism in Eukaryota, Metazoa, Chordata, Actinopteri, Cypriniformes, Catostomidae. The coding region runs from base 677 to 2908 and encodes 743 amino acids. The record is from RefSeq and is a predicted model, not a curated record. Gene Ontology annotation, biological process: protein phosphorylation. Gene Ontology annotation, molecular function: ATP binding; diacylglycerol-dependent serine/threonine kinase activity. The transcript is spliced from 15 exons.
GCGCGAGAGCGAACAGAGAGGAAGGCUGCAGGAAACCAGUGCAGCGAAAACCUCUUUAUGAGCGACUAGCUCAAAUGCUGUCGGGGAGUCCUUGUUAAAUCAACAAACAAAAGAGGAAGCUACUCAAUAUCUCGGCGAGUGGAUGGCAGUAGUGUCCAUGCGGUUCGUCAGCAGCUUGGAAGAAGGAGGAAUCCCGAACGCCUCUCCCACUCACCGCCUAUUGGAAAACGAGUAGUAGAAGACAAUCCCCGCCUUGGACACAUUUGGGACAUUUCCCUCUGUGAUUGCCGAAACCUUUGCUCUAGGAGUCAUUCUCACAGUUUUAACCGUUCAACGGAACCCUCUUUCCAGACGUAGGGAGUUCACGUGUUUACGAACGGUUCCUAUCGGAUCGUAAACAAAAACAGGAUCACGGUAGCCUCUGGGUUUGCAUCUCGCUUUUUGUGCAUCCUAUUUGUUGUGCUCAAAUGAGAGAAUGAGGUUGAUCCGUUGUGUUCGCAAAUCCGAAUUUCAUCUCGUCUAGUGGUUGGGGGAUUAAAUAAUCUCAGCAUCCAUCUCUACAUGCAUGUAUGCAUACUGAUGACGUGAUGAUAUCUACGGACGUAACGACUCCCUGAAUUAAAAUCGGCACCUGAAACCGUUCAUUCUCGCAAAGGGAAGCCAGUUGAGCGUCAUCAUGGUGGUUUUUAACGGAGUAUUGAAGAUCAAGGUUUGUGAGGCUCUAAACCUGAAGCCCACUCCAUGGUCACUCCGACACGCCGUCGGACCAAAGACACAAACCUUCCUACUGGACACCUAUAUCGCCCUCAACGUGGAUGAUUCUCGCGUGGGUCAAACAUCGACCAAGCAGAAGACCAAUAGUCCAGCUUGGAAUGACGAGUUCGUGACUGAGGUUUACGAUGGGAAGAAAAUUGAACUGUCGGUCUUUCAUGAUGCACCAAUUGGCUAUGAUGACUUUGUGGCCAACUGCACUAUUCAGUUUGAAGACCUGCUGCAGAAUGGCAGUAGGCACUUUGAAGAUUGGAUCGACCUGGAGCCAGAGGGCAAAGUGUACGUUGUCAUUAACCUUUCGGGAUCCUCAAGUGAAGUCGCUGCAUCAUCCAAUGAAAAUGAGGAGAGAGUAUUCCGUGAGCGGAUGCGACCGCGGAAACGGCAGGGGGCGGUCCGGAGGCGUGUCCAUCAGGUUAAUGGACACAAGUUCAUGGCCACCUACCUAAGACAGCCCACCUACUGCUCCCACUGCCGAGAUUUUAUCUGGGGUGUGUUGGGGAAACAGGGAUAUCAAUGUCAGGUGUGCACCUGUGUGGUCCAUAAAAGAUGCCAUGAACUCAUUAUCACAAAAUGUGCUGGCUUGAAGAAACAGGAAGACACUCCUGAAGAGGUUGGCUCCCAGCGCUUCAGUGUAAACAUUCCACACAUGUUCAGCAUUCACAAUUACAAAGUCCCCACUUUCUGCGACCACUGCGGCUCCUUACUUUGGGGACUGAUGCGGCAGGGACUGCAGUGCAAAGCCUGCAAAAUGAAUGUCCAUCGGCGUUGUGAAAGUAAUGUAGCUCCUAGUUGUGGUGUCGAUGCCAGAAAAAUUGCUAAAGUGCUCUCUGAUCUCGGUGUGACACCAGACAAGAUCUCCAACAGUACCCAACGCAGGAAAAAGUUGACCCCAGGGCAGGACCCUCAGCAACCCACAUCGGAAACCCCCUCAUCAGAGGAGUCUGACCGCUGCAAAUCCGCUCCAACUUCACCCUGCGGCCAGGAGCUUGCAGAACUGGAGAGCAUCCGUAAGGCCUUAUCAUUCGGCCAGGAUCACAAGUCUUCCUCCUCUUCCUCAUGCAGCGGUGAUCAGAGCACAGCGCCCGAGGGCCAGGAAAAUGGAGAUGUGAAGACUAUCCAGACGAAGAGGAUGAGUCUGAUGGACUUCUCCUUUAUCAAAGUGCUGGGGAAAGGCAGCUUUGGCAAGGUUAUGCUGGCUGAGCUGAAGGGCUCAGAUGAAGUUUACGCUGUGAAAGUGUUGAAGAAAGAUGUCAUCCUGCAAGAUGAUGAUGUGGACUGCACUUUGACAGAGAAGCGUAUUCUGGCCCUGGCUAGAAAACAUCCGUAUCUAACCCAACUAUUCUGCUGCUUCCAGACAAAGGAUCGGUUGUUCUUUGUUAUGGAGUAUGUAAACGGAGGCGACUUGAUGUUUCAGAUCCAGCGCUCGCGAAAGUUCGACGAAGCUCGUUCCCGUUUCUACGCAGCUGAGGUCACAUCAGCGCUUAUGUUCCUGCAUCAACAUGGCGUCAUCUACAGAGACCUGAAGCUGGACAACAUUCUGUUGGAUGCUGAAGGGCACUGUAAACUGGCAGACUUUGGGAUGUGUAAGGAGGGCAUUCUGAAUGGCAUCACAACCACCACCUUCUGCGGGACCCCUGACUACAUCGCCCCUGAGAUUCUGCAAGAGUUGGAAUACGGGCCAUCAGUGGAUUGGUGGGCUUUGGGCGUGCUCAUGUAUGAGAUGAUGGCUGGUCAACCUCCGUUUGAAGCUGACAAUGAGGAUGACCUGUUUGAGUCCAUUCUCCAUGAUGACGUGCUUUAUCCCGUAUGGCUUAGCAAAGAAGCAGUCAGCAUUCUGAAAGCUUUCAUGACAAAGAGCCCCAAUAAGCGUUUGGGAUGUGUGGUGACCCAGGGGUUGGAGGAAGCCAUCAAAGUCCACCCCUUCUUCAGAGAGAUUGACUGGGUGUUGCUGGAGCAGAGGAAAAUCAAACCGCCCUUUAAACCUCGCAUCAAAACCAAGCGUGAUGUGAAUAACUUCGACCAGGACUUCACUCGCGAGGACCCAGUGCUAACACCUGUGGACGAUGCCAUCAUAAAACAAAUCAACCAGGAUGAAUUCAAGGGCUUCUCAUACUUUGGAGAGGAGGCUUCGUCUUAAAGCCAGUUCAAAUCAGUUCAAAUCAAACACACAUGAAACAUACCCACAUUGGCAUGCAAUACAUUGUUAAUGCACACUCCACAGAUGUGCUGAAGAAACCACAGAGUGGGCUCCGACCGGAGCAAAAGAGCCAGUCCCUGUGUCUGGAAUUGAGUUCUCCUUUACUGCUGUUUUUGUUCCUUUUUUCUUCUCUGUUUAUCCAAAAGAAAAACAUUUGUACUGCAUAUUCUCAUGACAGUGAAUCUCAUCCCAGGCCUCUACAGUAAUGUUUCUGUAAUGUUUCAAAAAGCUACUAGUUUGAAAACCAAUCAUAAAAGAAUGUCCUCCAGAGCUCCAGAAGGAAAGGUCUGAACGUACUACCUUAAACCAAAUUGACGAUACCAAUGAUUGUACUACCAUGUUGACAAUAGUCAGUUCUCUGUACUGUCUGUUGGAAAGUUUCAGAGGUUGUGCCCUUGAGGAAGAAUAUACCCUGCAUAUGUGACAAUGAAAGACAUGUUGUGCUGUGCAAUCAAAUGCCUUUGUGUAUUCAGGUGACAUUUUGGGAGCAACUUUAUAAAGCAUACAAAGACAUUAAAAAAGGAGUUUGUAGUAUGCACAUACAUUGUGUGUGAGUAUACAGUGUAUGUAUGUAUGUAUGUAUGUGUAUAUAUAUAUAUAUACCUAUACCUAUACCUAUACAUACACACAGUAUAUUCCAUGAAAGUGUUAUGAAGGCCCAUUAGGAAAGAUAACCUGCUGUAUAUGGGUUGUGUUACAAUGUGUUCCAUUGGCCUGAGUAGGUGUGUGCAUGACAUGUAUGUGUCUGUGUGCAUGUGUCUGCAUGAAUGAGAGUGGGAGGCUUUGCCCUCCUGAAGCUGUACAAUAUUUCUUGUUUUCAUGUUGUUUGCAAUGGCUUUUCCUUUUGUGCUUGACUGUGUAAAGGCUGCUGUGUGUGUGUGUGUGUGUGUGUGUGUGUGUGUGUGUGUGUGUGUGUGUGUGUGUGUGUGUGUGUGUGUGUGUGUGUGUGUGGUGCCCCGCUGCUAUGCAUAAGAAAGUAUAGUUGUGGGGAACAGACCAGCACCCAUAGCUGUCUGGUCUUUUUGUACAGAACAUGACGUGUACAAAGUAUUUGCCCCUAAGCCGUGAAAGCUUUGUAGAGUAGGCAAUUGUUGCAUGGUCCUGCAAACUGUGUUGUUAUCGAGUAGCAUAAGUCUAUGUAAAGAAAAAUAUUUUGAUAUCUAUGUGCAAUACUCUGAACACAUUUUCCCCAUUCUUUCUUUUUUUUCUCUCUCUCUCUCUUUCUCUCUCUCUUUUGUUUUCUUGUUGUCAGUUUCUCUGAUUUGGACAGAUUUUCUGGUCUCGAACAGUGAAGAGUGAGUGCUCCAUAGGUUAGAGCUUCAGCAAAGGCUUUCUCUCUCACCUACACUUUCUGUUGCUGGUUACAUCUCUUUAUGCUACCUUUGUGUAUAUUGUGCUGAAAUGCAUAAGCUGUGGAAUGUAGUGGAAUAAUGUGUGAGCUCUUAAUUUAUUCAAUAUACAUGUAGCUAUCCUUCCUUUUGUAUCAUUAAGUCAAAUCAUUUCCCUGUCUUUUUGUGUUCUUUUAUUUCAGACAAUUAUGUCUUGUUGCACACCUCCACACAUCUUUUGACCAAACUGAUUAGGCUUGAUUUAACAUUUUCUUGUGAACUUCCUGUAGAUAAAUCAUUUAUUUGUAAAAUGUGAAAGACUCUAAAGAAGAAAAUGGUACAUUUCAGGCGUACUAAUAAAACCUUCUGGAAUGUGAUGACUUUUGAUUUAGCAAUUCCAUGGCAAUUUCAAAAAGUGUCAUUUUUCUUUUAAAAGUGGUUAUUUUAGAUUGCUGUG